CUACGUCAAAUAGACCAUCUACAACUCUACAUCACCACUGGAACUGGAACUGGAAGCUAGCAGCUACCUGUUCAGCAGAUAUGCAGCUUCGCCAUAGACACAUCCAUGGUAGCUUCUUGGCCGCCAUGGCUUCUACUAAACCGGCCAACCACCAUCUGCAGCUGCUGCUACUGCUUUCCUCUCUGCCCCUGUCAGGCGCGCAGACCACAAACAUCACCUCGGGCUCCUCCCUGCAGGCCGCCGCCGGCGCCGCCUGGCCCUCCCCGUCCGCGCGCUUCGCCUUCGGCUUCUACGCCACGGACGGGGGGCUAGCCGUCGGCGUCUGGCUCGCCACCGCGCCCAACGUCACCAUCACGUGGACGGCCCGCCGAAACGACACGCCCUCCACGGGCGGUGCGCUCCGGAUCACCUACGACGGCCGCCUCGUCUGGACAGGCACCAGCGACGGCCAGGACAGGAGCCUCGCCGUGCCUUCCCAGCCGGCCGUUGCCGGGGCCACGCGCGACGACGGCAGCUUCGUGCUCUACGGCGCCGUCGUCUGGUCCACCUUCGCGGCGCCCACAGACACCCUGCUCCCCGGCCAGGACCUCGCACCCGGCGCGCAGCUCUUCUCCGCCGUCUCCGACACCAACAGGGCCGCCGGGAAGUACCGCCUCACCAACCAGGCCAACGACGGCAACCUCGUCAUGUACCCCGUGCACACGGAGAACGUCGCGGCCGCAGCGUACUGGGACACCGGCACGUUCCAGAUCGGAUUCCCCCUCACGCUGCGCCUCAACGACGCCGGCGUGCUCUACCUCACCGGCAACAGCGGCAACUACACCAAGAACCUCACGCAGCCGGGAGCCGCGAAGUCAGCCGGUGAGCAGCAGGUCUUGUACCGGGUCACGCUCGAUCCCGACGGCGUCCUGCGCCUUUACCGCCACGCCGUCGCGUCCAGCACCGGCGCGUGGAGCACCGACGUCCAGUGGAUCGGCCCGAGCGACCGGUGCCACGUCAAGGGCGCGUGCGGGCUUAACAGCUACUGCGUCCUCGGCCGCGACGCGCAGCCCAGCUGUAGGUGCCCGCCGGGGUUCGGCUUCAUCGACGCCGCCAACGCCGCGCUCGGGUGCACCGAGACGUCGAGCGCCGGCGACUGCACAGCUGCAGCGGCGGGAUUGACUUUGGCCACGACCAUGGCCGCGGUGCAGAACAUGACGUGGGCGGACACGCCGUACGCGGUGGUGGGCGCGGCCACGAGCGCGUCCGACUGCCAGGCCGCGUGCAUGUCCGACUGCCUCUGCGCCGCCGUGCUGCUCAACGGCAACGACGGGACAUGCACCAAGCAGCAGCUCCCGCUCCGGUACGGCCGCGAGGGCGGCGGGUACACGCUCUUGGUCAAAACCGCCGCGGGGACGGCGAGCCCCGCGCUCGGCGGCAGGGGCGGACGCCGCGUCGGGCGCGCGGCCACCGUCGCGCUGGUGUGCGUCGGGCUCCUGACGUGCGUGUCUCUGGUCGCGCUCGUGGCGGCGACGAGGCUUGUCCGGGCGAACCGGAACCGGCGGCUGGCGGACGCGGACGAGGAGGCGCCCCUGCGGUCGUACAGCUACCAGGAGCUGGAGCACGCGACGUGCAGCUUCAGGGAUCCGCUGGGGCGCGGCGCGUUCGGCACGGUGUUCCGAGGCACGCUGGGCGAGCAGGCGGUGGCCGUGAAGCGGCUGGAGAAGGUGGUGGAGGAGGGGGAGCGCGAGUUCCAGCGGGAGGUGCUCGCGAUCGGGCGGACGAGCCACCGGAACCUGGUCCAGCUGCUGGGGUUCUGCCACGAGGGUGCCAACCGGCUGCUGGUCUACGAGUACAUGAGCAACGGGUCGCUGGCGGAGCGGCUGUUCAGCAAAGGCGGCGGCGGCGGCUGGCCGUCGUGGGGGGAGCGCGUGGGCAUCGCCCUGGACGUCGCUCGCGGGCUGCACUACCUCCACGACGAGCUGGAGCGGCGCGUGAUCCACUGCGACGUGAAGCCGCACAACAUCCUGAUGGACGCGUCGGGGACGGCCAAGAUCGCCGACUUUGGGCUCGCCAAGCUGCUGCUGCCGGACCAGACGCGGACCUUCACAGGGGUGCGCGGCACGCGCGGGUACCUGGCCCCCGAGUGGUACCGUGCCGGCGGGCCUGUCACGGUCAAGGCCGACGUCUACAGCUACGGCGUCGUGCUGCUGGAGACGGUGACGUGCCGGCGGAGCAUGGAGCUGGAGGAGGCCGGCGAGGAGCGCACGCUCAUGGAUCUGGCGCACGAGUGGCUGGUGAAGGGGGACGUGGCGCGGGUGAUGGGCACCGACGAGGCCGUGGAUGCGACGGAGGUGGAGAGGGCGGUCAAGGUGGCCGUGUGGUGCGCGCAGGCGGAGCCGCAGGCGAGGCCGGCCAUGAGCACCGUCAUCCUGAUGCUGGAAGGCCACGUGGAGGUGCCGUUCCCGCCGCCACCGGCACCGUCGUGAUCAGGGGCGAAGCUAGAGCUAAUGGGUAGGGGUGCCGUGUGCACACAACUUCAUCAAGAUAUAUAUAGUGACUCAUAGCUCUCGUAGUAUAACUAAUCCGCAACUUUUAAUGUCAAAAUUGAACUUCAAUAAUGGCAAUAUCAUUUUAGUCA
This is a messenger RNA of Panicum virgatum (switchgrass), 2620 nucleotides long. Its product is annotated as G-type lectin S-receptor-like serine/threonine-protein kinase LECRK1. Gene Ontology annotation, molecular function: ATP binding; protein serine/threonine kinase activity. Lineage: Eukaryota; Viridiplantae; Streptophyta; Magnoliopsida; Poales; Poaceae. Bases 81 to 2468 code for a protein of 795 amino acids. Gene Ontology annotation, biological process: protein phosphorylation; recognition of pollen. The transcript has a single exon. The record is from RefSeq and is a predicted model, not a curated record.